Hibiscus syriacus is the source of this 1215-nucleotide messenger RNA. RefSeq names its product calmodulin-binding protein 60 B-like. Gene Ontology annotation, cellular component: nucleus. Bases 1 to 921 code for a protein of 306 amino acids. NCBI's taxonomy places the organism in Eukaryota, Viridiplantae, Streptophyta, Magnoliopsida, Malvales, Malvaceae. Gene Ontology annotation, molecular function: DNA-binding transcription factor activity; sequence-specific DNA binding; calmodulin binding. Gene Ontology annotation, biological process: regulation of salicylic acid biosynthetic process. The record is from RefSeq and is a predicted model, not a curated record. The transcript has 6 exons.
AUGCAGAGAAUUCCUGGUGAAUCGACAAUCAGGGAGGCUACAAGUGAAGCAUUCAUGGUGAAGGAUCAUCGUGGAGAGUUGUGGCGUCUGGAAAGGAUAGCCAAAGAUGGUGCCUUCCAUAAACGGCUCACCUCUAAAAAUAUUUUCACAGUCAAGGACUUCCUGAGGUUGCAUGUUACCGAUCCAUCUGCACUGCACGAUAUACUCGGUAGUGGGAUCUCGAAUCGGGUAUGGGAUACAAUCAUAGAUCAUGCUCUGUCUUGUAUUCUUGAUGAUGAGUGGUAUUCCUACUAUGGAACCGCACAAAGCGUUGGACUCUUAUUAGACUCCAUUUACAGAGUUGUGGCAGCAACAUUGGAUGGCGAAAACUACCACCUUGUGGAAAAAUUUACCUUUUCUCAGAAGCUUCUUGUGGAAGAUGCAAAGCGACAAGCUUACAAAAAUGUUCAGUACCUGGUUUUGGUUGACAGGCGGGCAACUACGGGACCCUCAAUGCCCUUGACAGAUCUCCUGCCUGAGCCACUUAGCGUCCCAAAUUUACUUCUGCAGCAAUCUGAUUUCUCGGUUGAAAACCAAGAUGAACCAGAUACAUCAAAUAGUAAUUUCAACCAAUCAUCAACAUCCUAUGCCUAUGAAAUGAAAGAUGCCAAUCAAUUACAGGUUUCUUUACCACACGAUGAGCCUGCUAUCAAAGCUUUCAAUCCAACCCUAAGAAACAGCUUCAGAUUGGGAGGAAUCUUCCAAUCCAAUGGAGAGAACAGUUUGUCAUUUUUCACAGGUGAUCAUUUUGCGACCGAGGAUAAUUCUCAAGCUCAAAUGCCAAUCUGGACUUCAACUACUCCAGCAUGGGGACUACCUAGUGGAUCUAAUAUUUUGACUUUGGCCUCCGAAUCAUCGGUAGGCACCCUAUAUCUUCCCUAAAUGUAAAUAGCCAAACAUUGGAGAGACCAGAGAUGUGUGGCCCAAAGCUAGGUGGUUGAAGCUACAAGCUGUUAUCCGAUGGAGGUUGAUUAGUCGCGGUGCCGCACGAAGGCGACUCGCCACCAGGUUUGUGUAUAUAUAGUUACCUAGAUUUACUUUAAAAGCAAUUAAGCUUUCUCCAAGUAUAUGUGGAUGCUCUUCAAGUUGAUUCAUGGGUGCAAUCAGGGGGGCAAGACUCUCCUAGAUGUUUUAGGUUAGAAUAUUUGUAGAUCUUAUGUAGUGUUUCCUCCCCUU